AACUAUCGGAUUUUCUUCGGAUUUUUUGACAUAGAAUUCGGAUUUUUCAGUGAAGUAGCAUUGGUAACACUGAUCACUGAUUCUAAUCUGUGAUUUAAGCAUGGUCUAUGUCUAUAGACUUAACCUAUAUUCAUAUAUGUACACUAUAUUUGAAAUAGUGUGGUUCAAUAUCAAAUUUUUAAUUUUUUAUUAAUAAAUUUUUACUGUGUUAUGCAUUACUAGAAGUAUAUAACAAUGGAGGUAGAAUUGAAUGAAGAAAUCUCUCUUAACGAGGAAUGUAAUCGAAUUGAUGUUGAUCUACAAAAUGGUCAGGGAUCUGCUAAUGGACUCGAAGCCAAACUAAAAUUGGAGGUAUCUGUGAAUAAUGCCAAUAGAAAAGUUGUUACAGCGUUCUCGAAAGCAAUUCGUUUUGUAGGUGAGGUUAAUCCUGAUGAUUCCAAAUACAAUCAUUUUACGUUGAUUCGUAACAAGAAAACAAAUAAGGUUCGGUUGGUCUCUUAUGAUUCAGCUCCUAUAGAUUCCUUCAAUAAAAAAGACGGAUCUUCAAAGAAUAAUGAAACUCUUACAUCUGAAAGGAUUCGAGAGAUUGGGGUAACCGAGUUCGGUUCUAAAAAGGCUAUAAGAGCUUUCCUACAGAAAGAAAAAAUGAAAUUGGAUAUUGAGGAUGUAAAAGAAGAAUUACAAACAGUAGUAUCAGAAAUAAAUUCCAACGAUCUUACUCUGAAUCAAUCCCAAAGCCAGUCUAUGCAGGAAGAUUCAGAAUAUUUGCCUCCUAUCAAUAGAAAUGCUUCGUCUCUUGAGCAGGUUUAUGAAUUAGAAAAUUUGAUACCUUCGAAAGUGAUGGACAGUUUACAAUCGGACUUGGAAGUUGUUGUUGAAACAGACGAUUUGACAACUCUCCCGUUAUGUCCUUUCUGUCUGCAGAAUUUAAGAAUAUUGAAAGGAAACGAUGAAAUCAUGUCGAAUAGUUCAAGAAGUAAAAUAUACCUUUACUUGAAUUACUUAAUAUACUUUUUGAUAACUCCUGUGAGAAAUAUGAACAGAAAAUACGUUGUAUGUGAAUCUUCUCCUGUUGUUAACAGUUAUAUUUUGGAUAACUUCAGUACCACUGCUGGAAAAGCUAUGAGAACCCGACCGACAUUCAUGAGGGAUAAAGCGAUCUGCUACAUAUUGGUCUUGGCAAUGCUUGCUUCUCCCAAAAAUCAGAUAGAUUUGGAAGCCCUUUCUAAAGAAAUGAAGAUUGGAAUCAAGAAACUGCAAGAAAUAUCAAGGUUGCUUGCAUUCUCUUCAGGUGGCCCUAAGACGGUUGUCCUGAAAAUGCCCUUACCAGCUGCUGUCACAGCGUCCAAGGGAAAAAGGAAAAAAUGAUAUAUUCAAUAUCAUCCAAUGAUUACUGGAUCACGUUUCUGGUUUGAAAUUUUAAUUGAACUGUAUAUUUACAAUUGACGAAUAUUAUUUGUGUUUUUUUAAUUUUUUCUUUUUCUUUUAUUGAGAAAUUAAUUUCCUGCCUUAGAGAUUUUUUGUGGGGCAU
Messenger RNA from Harmonia axyridis, 1531 nucleotides. RefSeq names its product DNA-directed RNA polymerase I subunit rpa49-like. Gene Ontology annotation, molecular function: DNA binding. The transcript is spliced from 5 exons. The record is from RefSeq and is a predicted model, not a curated record. The coding region runs from base 235 to 1368 and encodes 377 amino acids. Gene Ontology annotation, biological process: nucleolar large rRNA transcription by RNA polymerase I; RNA polymerase I preinitiation complex assembly; transcription elongation by RNA polymerase I. Gene Ontology annotation, cellular component: RNA polymerase I complex. Lineage: Eukaryota; Metazoa; Arthropoda; Insecta; Coleoptera; Coccinellidae.